AUGCCGUCCAUCCAGUUUUUGCCCAGGGAAUUGGUCGAGCAGAUUUCCGGCAUGCUUGAAUUGCAGGAUCUCGCGCACCUCGGCGGCACCUGUUCUUCCCUCCGAGCCUUUGCGGCACCUCGACUGUUUGAGACGGUGGUUUUCACGGAUAAUGCGCGCGCGGCAGACUCGGCUUGCCUCGCAGCCGGCCGAUACAGCGCCUUCGUACGGCACCUCAAGCUGAUCGUGACAUUUCAGGGAUGUACCGACCCCGAAUGCGACUGCCUUGAAAGCACCAGCGAAGCCUGUUUUGCCGUUGCCAAUCCAGACAUCGGUGGCAUCCCUCCGAGCGCAGAGGUCCUGCUCGGUGGUGGUGCCCUUCCGGCCCUUAAGAGCAUCAUCGUCGAGUUCCCGGCGCGAUACAAGCAUGCGGGCAUGUUGUUCGGCGACUGGUGGGACGAAAUAGAUCCACGGCUGGUACCGAUGGGCGACAAUUUCGCCAUCGUGGUGCGUGCCGUGACGAUGGCGCUUACACGCAACGCGUCCAUCAGCAGCAUGUCCCUCCUCAACUAUCCACCAAUCAGCCCCCUCGAUGGUGCCUCUCCUGAUUACAAUGAUGCCUGGAAGGAGCUUUUAGGACGACUCGCGGACUUCCGCCUGUCGCUCUUUGGAGCCUUCUACCCACUCCACCAACCGAUGGGAUACGGGACAGAGGAAAUGCUCGCGUCCGACGACUACCGCGCCUCCCUUCAGCAUCUAGAAAGCUUCUUCUUCGCUCAUCUCCGGUCGGUGCGGCGUCUUGCAAUCUGCUGCUCCAAGCAUGCCCCCUUGGGCGGGGCCGAGCGGGGGAAUACCAACCCAAGAACGCGCAUGAGCAUCGCCCUCGCACUCGAUCCAGCCGCAAUGCCAUUCCUCGAGCACCUGGAACUGAACAACAUGUUCCUCGGCCCGGAGCUGGGCGACUUUCUCGUCGGCCUGGGGGCCGACCGGCCGUUGUCGCUGUGUCUCGACAACCUCAAGCCGGAUGACCAUUCCUCUCUGCUGCCGGGAUACACGUGGAAGGAGUUUUUCGACCGGCUGGUGGAUAGUCGCGUCUCCAUCUGGCGGUUCCGCUUGGCGCCAACGGAGGUGCCCGUCAGAUCCAGCCCAGCCCACGAGAUCAUGGCGCGAGAUCCCAGCCGCCGGGCAUUCCCCUACGCGUGGAUGCAAUUGGAGGAGUCUUGCCUCCAGGACGACAUGGUGCGAAAUGCGCGGUCGGUCGUUGAGGGAGCGGAUUAG
Molecule: messenger RNA, 1257 nt
Organism: Gaeumannomyces tritici R3-111a-1
Lineage: Eukaryota; Fungi; Ascomycota; Sordariomycetes; Magnaporthales; Magnaporthaceae
Exons: 1
Coding region: 1-1257 (418 amino acids)
Molecular function (GO): protein binding
Source: RefSeq, a predicted model, not a curated record